AACCAUGGGUUUCCGGCUGCCUAGAAUUUCAAGCCCUAAGAGGAGUCUUAUUCAGUCACUAUCUAAUGGAAACGAGACAGCUUCAAAGACCUUAGAUAUCCCGAAAGGCUAUUUUGCAGUCUAUGUUGGAGAGAGCCAAAAGAAGCGAUUUUUUAUCCCAAUAUCAUACUUGAACCAACCUUCAUUCAUGGAUUUUCUGAGUCAAGCUGAAGAAGAAUUUGGAUACGAUCAUCCCAUGGGCGGUAUCACAAUCCCCUGCAGCGAAGACACCUUCCUUGAACUCACUUCGAGCUUAAGUGUGUGACUGAAUGAUGUAAAGCAAAAGGGAUCCAACUUCAGAUACAAAAAUGCAUUGGAAUUUCAGAUCAUGCUGUUGCGUCAAGAUGAAGAAGAGACAAGGCCAUGAUUGGUCAUCAACUGACUGGACUCACUAUUAUGUGAGUUUGAAGCUGCA
This is a messenger RNA of Argentina anserina (silverweed cinquefoil), 454 nucleotides long. RefSeq names its product auxin-induced protein 15A-like. The transcript has a single exon. The record is from RefSeq and is a predicted model, not a curated record. Gene Ontology annotation, biological process: response to auxin. Bases 5 to 304 code for a protein of 99 amino acids. Lineage: Eukaryota; Viridiplantae; Streptophyta; Magnoliopsida; Rosales; Rosaceae.